AUGCUCCGAACAAGUGGAAGCAAGCUCGUCGACCCCUCCGGCAAAACCGUCAUCCUGAAGGGUGCGGCCAUUGGCGGCAUGCUCAACAUGGAGAACUUCAUAACCGGCUACGCUGGCCACGAGCAUGAGCACCGCGCCCAAAUGGCCUCUGUGCUCGGCGAGCAGCGGGCACAGUACUUCUUCGACAGACUUCUACACCACUUUUUCACAGACGCCGAUGCUGCUCUAUUUGCGUCUUUCGGGCUCAACUGUAUCCGGAUACCGUUCAACUAUAGGCAUUUCAUCGAUGAUCUGGACCCCUCGCAAAUCAAGCCGGAGGGCUUUGCAUUGCUCGAUCGGUGCAUUGAAAUCUGUGGGCGGCAUAACAUCUAUGUAAUUCUUGACCUGCAUGCGGUUCCUGGAGGACAGAACCAGGAUUGGCAUUCUGAUUCUGGCCUUGCGAGGGCGACCUUCUGGGAGUUCAAGGACCAUCAAGACCGUGCCAUACAGCUAUGGGAGGCCUUAGCUGCACGGUAUGCCGGAAACCCUGUUGUGGCUGGAUACAACCCUCUCAAUGAGCCGGCCGAUCCAACGCUCGACGCGAAAGGAAACCACGGAGCCCGCCUAGUGGCAUGGUACGACCGGGCAGAGAAGGCCAUCCGCGCCGUGGACCCAGAUCAUAUGCUCUUCCUGGAUGGUAACACAUACGCGAUGGACUUUAGGGCAUUCGAGGACACACCCCCACUACCCAACACGGUAUACUCCAUCCACGACUACAGCUGGUAUGGAUUUCCUGGGAUGGAGCAAUACACAGGCACAGAGGCGCAGAAGGAGCAGCUGCGGCGUGGGUUUGAGCGCAAGAUAACCUUCAUGCGGGCAGCAGGUGUCCCGAUCUGGAACGGCGAGUUCGGACCCGUGUACCAAGACCCCGACCGGGACGGCGUCGAGGCCGCAAACGCAGCAAACGCAGGACGCUAUGCAUUGUUGGAGCAGCAGCUAGCCAUGUAUCGGGAAGAAGGCAUCAGCUGGUCGAUUUGGCUGUAUAAGGACAUCGGAUAUCAGGGACUGACGUACGUGAAGAAGGACUCGGCAUAUCUGAGGUUGAUCCAACCAUUCCUGGAGAAGAAGCAACGGCUGGGACUAGACUUUUGGACGAUUGUGCCCCGCGACGCGGUCAAGGGUGUGUAUGGACAAUUCUUCGCUGCGCUCAAGGGGAUGGUGGACGAGAAAUUCCAGAAGGGCCGGUAUCCGAAGCAGUGGACAUUUGAGCGGCAAUUUGAGCGUGUGAUUCGCGAGAUGUUGCUGAGUGAGUAUGUUGGGUGGGAACUGGCAGAGUUGUUCAGAGGGAAGACGGAGAAGGAGCUGGAGGAGCUGGCUGUGUCCUUUUCGCUGCAGAACUGUGUUGUUAGAGAGGAGCUGGGUGAGGUGUUUAAGCGGGAUGUUGCCGCAGCUAGGACGGCUUAA
Aspergillus calidoustus is the source of this 1443-nucleotide messenger RNA. The record is from the annotation of a GenBank genome assembly. Lineage: Eukaryota; Fungi; Ascomycota; Eurotiomycetes; Eurotiales; Aspergillaceae.